CCACCAGCAACUAUAGUUGCCGCACAUUCAAAUACAAUUUUUAAGAAAAAAAAAAAGCUGGGGAAAAUAAAUGCAGAACAUGUUCACAUGGGACACUAUUAACACAACUAUAUGCAUGAAACCAUUUUGAAAAAUUUGGGCACAAAUGGGUUAAUUUUCACAAGAUUUUUUAGACUGUAUAAUUCUUAAAUAGCCUACUACAAACGGGGAGACUCUAAAAAAAAAAAAAAAAAAAAAAUGUAGGCUAUUUUCUUCAUAGUUCCCAUAUUUAUUGGAUAUACAAAUGGCAAGUUUAAAACAAAAAUCUUUUUCUCACUAACUGUUUUAUAAUUCGCUCUGGCUCUGCUGUGAGCAGGAACUGACGUCAAACGUUUGCGACAAAUGAAGUUGCUACUAUUUUGAAACCUUACCCCCUACACGAAGAAGUUCGGUUUAAUCAGAUCGGUUCUUUUUUUGCUGCUUGAUGUCAUAAAAAAUGUAGAUAUUGCGCAUAGUUAUCAAAAUGUCGCCAGAGCUCGAAAAGUUCCCGAGAAACGUGUUGGUGUGCGAGAAAUCAAACUUCUUGAAUGAAAAGUCUCGGCAUGACAUCCACGUGUCGAAGCACAACUUUAAUUACAAGAUCUCAGUGCUGAUACCUGAAUGUGGAAUCCUCCCUGCAAACAUCACCAGUGUGAUCAACAGCUUCAGCCCUUAUUAUUUAGUGCGGAAUCUGCCAGUUUAUGAACUACUGGAAGAAACAUUCCUUGAGUCACUUGUAAAGAAAGGAAACUUCUAUGCGGUCUCUUACAGCACCAAAAUUGAUGAAGAUAAUUCCAUUGCACUUCUUUCCAGCGGUCAGUUAAUUUUGUCUUUAGAUAAAGACACAUAUGAACAGCUUGGCUUGGAGGGACGACCAUCUCAGUACAAUCACAAAAAGGCCAUGAGAUUUGUCGUGACUCUGGACCUCACAGACAAAAGCUUGACUCCAGGCACCAAACGAUACCAACGGGUUCUGUCAAGUAUAAAAGACAGACUACCACUCAGAUAUGACUUUCUGUUUACUAAAUGCAACACAGGUGCAGAUGAAGAUAAGACUCUUUGCAAGCUGUUGUCCCAGUACUCAUACGAAGAGCACAAGCCUGCUUUUACCCAUCACACCCUGAAAAAUAUACCAUGUCCCACACUUUACCCAUCAGAUAUACAGGGAAAGACACUGUCAUGUGACCCACAUCACUUUCUGGAGUGGCUUGGAGCAGUUAACCUGGACAUCAGUUGUGAAAAUGCUGCAGACAGUUUCCUGUCGACAUAUGUGUGUCCAGAGCCCAAGAGCUAUGUCAGUCAAGCCUUGCUGUGCACUGUUACUGGCUUUAUUUCACCUGAGAAUGUGUUUGUGUUGUUGCAAGAACUCAGGCAGUAUUUCAAUGAACCGAAGUUUACACCAUGGAUUUCCCUCACUGUGCAUGGAUUUAUGGAUAGUCCUGUGUCAUGGGGAGCCACAGAACAUGGAUUCUUCAAAGGUGGUGAAAACUUCUACAAUUUUGUUUGCUUCAAGAAUCAGGACUACUGGUUACACAUGGCUGUCGGUGCUCAAGAUGGCUGCCCACCAUGAAACAAUGGACAUUUGACACUUGAGGAUGUGAGACAUGUUGUGUUAAAAUGUAAAAUACAAACGUAAAUGUAUGAUGUUGGUUUUUAUUCAAAUUAAAUUAUAAAAGCACAAGAGUGGGUAAAAACA
Ctenopharyngodon idella (grass carp) is the source of this 1714-nucleotide messenger RNA. It is a transcript of the gene rpp40, whose product is annotated as ribonuclease P/MRP 40 subunit. NCBI's taxonomy places the organism in Eukaryota, Metazoa, Chordata, Actinopteri, Cypriniformes, Xenocyprididae. Gene Ontology annotation, cellular component: multimeric ribonuclease P complex; ribonuclease MRP complex. The record is from RefSeq and is a predicted model, not a curated record. Bases 503 to 1588 code for a protein of 361 amino acids. Gene Ontology annotation, biological process: endonucleolytic cleavage in ITS1 to separate SSU-rRNA from 5.8S rRNA and LSU-rRNA from tricistronic rRNA transcript (SSU-rRNA, 5.8S rRNA, LSU-rRNA); tRNA 5'-leader removal; tRNA 3'-end processing. Gene Ontology annotation, molecular function: ribonuclease MRP activity; ribonuclease P activity. The transcript is spliced from 8 exons.